Messenger RNA from Ooceraea biroi (clonal raider ant), 3137 nucleotides. RefSeq names its product cyclin dependent kinase 11B pitslre (gene Pitslre). Gene Ontology annotation, molecular function: protein serine/threonine kinase activity; ATP binding. The record is from RefSeq and is a predicted model, not a curated record. Gene Ontology annotation, biological process: protein phosphorylation; regulation of mitotic cell cycle. Gene Ontology annotation, cellular component: nucleus. NCBI's taxonomy places the organism in Eukaryota, Metazoa, Arthropoda, Insecta, Hymenoptera, Formicidae.
AAAAAAUUCAAUAUUAUACAUUAUUAGUUAUUAUUUGUGAAGUGUAAUAUGCAUAGUAUAAAUUAUAAACAUGUUAUAAGUUAUCGUAUAUGUCAGAAAUGAGACAAGUUUAAUUACGAGCGCUGUUGUAUGUACAGUGUAAAAUAUAGGAAGAAUAACCGUGAAAUACAAAACAAAAGAGAAACUUGAAUAUGGACAUCGAUAAUCAGAGUGAAGACGGAGAAAUUAAGAAAAGUCCUUCCAAGGAUAUGGGUGAUUACAGCUUUUCGGAGGAAGAGGGUGGAGACACUGCUGAUUCCUUGGAUAUUAAACCACCACAAGCGAUUGUUCGCCAUCAUAAGUCAAGCUCGUCUCGUCGAAGAGAGAAACAUAGCGAUAGAAGAAGCCACAGGGAUGAGAAGGAACGCAAAUCGCGUCAGCACGAACGCGAAGAUAGGCACAGAGACAAGCAUAGACAUCGUAGACAUGUUGGCGAGCCUUUGGAAAGAUCUGAACGUUUGGAGAGUUCCAAACAGCGAAAUCGUGACAGAAUAGAACGCCUAGAAAGAUUGGAGGGUCAUUCUAGGGACAGAGAGUCGUCUAGACAUGAUCGCAAAGAAAGAAGUACGGGAGAUCGUGUUCUUGAAGACUUGAGAGAAAGAUUGUUAGAUAAAAGAAGAGAGAGACGUGAGGAUCCGCGCGAUACUCGUGAUUACAAGAUAGAAUCGUCCCGCCGGGAAUUACGAUUGGAGGACACGCGAGAGAUACGCGAAUCGCGCGACCGUCGAGACGUACGAAUUGAGGAUAUGCGGGAACGUCGCGAGAUACGUGUCAUGGACGAUGGUAGAGAACGCCGCGAGAUACGGAUGGAAGAACAACGUCACAUACGGAUGGUUGCGGAUGAGCAGUUCUCGGAGAGCGAGCUGAUGGAACGACCGGAGAAACGUCGCAAAAGGUCCCACAAGCAUGACCGAGCUCGCGAGAGAGAUCACGAGAAGCUGGAGCGCGAAAAGGAGCACAGGGAGAAGCAGCUGCGAGAGGCGAUGGAGAUCGUGACCGACGAAAUUAAUGAGAUGGAGGUGCAGAACGAUAUUCCUAUGCAAAUCAAAGAUCCGAAAGAGAUGACGGAGCAAGAGCUCAGGAAGGAACGAUUGUUGGAAGCCGACAGAGAAAUGGCCAGAAGAAAAGAAGUUUCCCGAAUGGAAUUAGAAGCGAGGAGAAUGAGAAGAGGCGAGAAACGGCCGAUGAGCCCGGAUAAUAAUCCGGACCCAUCGAUCGUCGAGUUGUCGGAUGAGAGCGGCAGUCCUGUACACUCCGAAGGUGCACGUUCAAAGUCACCCGAGUCCAGGCACUCGUCAGAGGGUGAAAGGAGUCCGCGCGACUCUGAUCGACACUCGUCUGACUCGUCGGAAUCGAGCAGCGACGACGAGGAUGAAUCUAAUGAAUCGAACAAAGGUUCGGGUGGCGACUCGAACGAUGGUUCGGAUUACAACAAUCCGAGUCCCCUAUCCGUCGACCGAUUAGUCAAAUCCGAUCAUUCGGAUGGGGAUUCUCCUGGGCACGUCGACUCCAACAAUCCGCCCAAGACCGUGGAGGAAGAGAAGAAGAAAAAGGAGGAACCGGAAUUACCGCCGUAUCUUCCCGCUAUCCAAGGUUGUAGAAGCGUCGAGGAGUUCCAGUGUCUGAAUCGAAUCGAGGAGGGCACAUAUGGAGUCGUGUACAGAGCACGUGACAAGCGCACGGAAGAAAUAGUCGCGUUGAAACGAUUGAAAAUGGAGAAAGAGAAGGAAGGCUUCCCAAUUACGAGUCUAAGGGAGAUCAACACGUUAUUGAAGGCACAGCAUCCCAACAUCGUUACUGUUCGGGAGAUAGUCGUCGGUAGUAACAUGGACAAGAUAUUCAUCGUGAUGGAUUAUGUGGAGCAUGAUUUAAAAUCUCUUAUGGAAACUAUGAAACAGAAGAAGCAGGUUUUCAUACCUGCCGAAGUUAAAUGUCUUAUGCAGCAAUUGUUACGCGCGGUUGUACAUCUACACGAUAAUUGGAUACUGCAUCGCGACCUAAAGACGUCCAAUUUGCUGUUGAGUCAUAGAGGUAUCUUAAAGGUGGGCGACUUCGGCUUGGCGCGAGAAUACGGCUCCCCAUUGAGGCAAUACACGCCGAUCGUCGUAACACUUUGGUACAGGGCUCCCGAGUUAUUGCUGAGCGACACGGAAUACAGUACGCCUGUGGAUAUGUGGUCGGUAGGAUGUAUUUUUGCUGAACUUCUAAGAAUGGAAGCGCUGUUCCCUGGAAAAUCGGAUAUAGAUCAGUUGACGAAGAUAUUCAAGGAGCUAGGUACUCCCACCGACAGAAUCUGGCCAGGGUACAGUAAAUUACCGAUGGUUCAGAAAAUCCCAUUCGCUCAUUAUCCCGUAAACAAUCUCAGACAGAGGUUCAGCUUGUCGCUAUCAGAUUUGGGCAUCGAGUUGCUGAACAAAUUUUUGACGUACGAUCCUCGGCAACGUGUGACCGCCGAGGACGCUCUGAUGCAUGGUUAUUUCACGGAAGCACCAUUGCCGAUCGAUCCACAGAUGUUUCCCACGUGGCCCGCGAAAUCAGAACAGGGAACCAGAACUACGAACGCAUCGCCAAAGCCACCCAGUGGCGGUAGGGAAUACAAGCAAUUAGGUGACGGUGACGAUGCUGAUUUGAGUAAUUCCGGUUUUCAUAUGGGCCUAACGGAGGGCGGUAGAGCACCGCCCGUCGGUGGCGGAUUCCACCUGAAGUUUUAAUCGUAAACCUUUGGUUUUUAACUAAUUGCCACAAUUUUUAUGUGCGAAUAAAUUUAUAUAGAAUAUAUAUCUAUGUACUAUAUAAUCUGAUACAUAUAUAGUAACUAUAGUAAUUAUAUAUAUAUAAUUAGAUAUAAAUUUUUUUUUAUAUUUAACGGAUUUAACUUAUAUACAAAAUACAUAUUUUAAUUUUUAGGCAAAAUACUUUGUGUAAUAUGAUACAUGAAUGAUCGUUAAAUAGAAAUUAGGAUAACCAUUCUCUGUGUGAUUAAUAUAGUUUGACUUACAAUUUGUAUUCAUGAAAUAUACGAAGAAAAGAAAAGAAAAGAAAAGGAGAAAAGCAAGAAAUUGUAUAAUGGAUAUAAUGAAAUACAAAAGAGUAAGUUU